Molecule: messenger RNA, 3737 nt
Organism: Diospyros lotus (date-plum)
Lineage: Eukaryota; Viridiplantae; Streptophyta; Magnoliopsida; Ericales; Ebenaceae
Product: DNA mismatch repair protein MSH7
Exons: 17
Coding region: 190-3519 (1109 amino acids)
Biological process (GO): mismatch repair
Cellular component (GO): MutSalpha complex; nucleus
Molecular function (GO): ATP-dependent DNA damage sensor activity; ATP binding; mismatched DNA binding
Source: RefSeq, a predicted model, not a curated record
UAGUAGGGUGAAAGCACAAAAGAGGCCCGUCUAUCGAGCCCCAAAAUGAAAGAGCCCUGAUUUUCGUCUUCCGGAUCGCCAUAGAAGGCCCAAAAAGUUGGCGCCAAACUCACUCAUCUUUCUUCCCCAAAUCUCUCUCUCUCUCUCUCUCUCUCCCUCCCCGUGCUCUGAUUUUCCGACGGUCGAAGAAUGCAGCGGCAGAAGUCUAUAUUGUCCUUCCUCCAAAGACGUUUGCCGGAAAGCCAGAAAUCAGACGGAGACAUGCUUGAAGACCGGCGCGAACCUCAUUUUCCGGGGAAGCAAGAGAAUCGGAACGCUGUGGCUUUCGGCCAACCUACCGCUUCUUCAGCAGUGGACUCCUCUUGCGGAAUCGGAGGAAUAGAAACCCCGCCGGAGAAAGUGCCACGUCAGAUUUUUCCGGUGGUGAAUGACGACAUGGAGAGGCCUUUUACUUUCGCUAGCAUUAAGCACAGGUUCGUGAAGUUCGAUGACAGAGAGAAAUCUUGUGAUAGGAAGCUAGAAAAUGAUGGUUUUGUCAAAAUUUUCCCAACCACUAAUAAAUUAGGUAACCUGCGAAGGUUGCCUAAUGAAGAUUCUGCCUCUGAACAUUCGAGGAAGGGAAAUAUUGUCAGUUCCAAUGGAACAGAUUACCAAAAGAAUAAGGGCUGUCCAGUGUUUGUAGAAAAUGAUGAUGAUAUUCUUGGGCCAGAAACACCAGGUAUGCGGCCGCUUGUACCACGUUAUAAGAGGAUUCAAGAGGACAGUUACAAGUUUGAGGGUAGCAUUGGUUGCUCUGUGCUUGAUUCUAGCAAACGGGUGAAACUACUUAAAGAUUCAAAGGCUGGAGAAAGAAACCAUGAAGUGCUAUCUGAUAUGACUAGUAAGUUUGAAUGGCUUGAUCCAUCUCGGAUCAGGGAUGCUAAUGGAAGAAGGCCUGGUGAUGCCCUAUAUGACAAGAGGACACUAUUUAUACCUUCUGAUGCUGUGAAAAAAAUGUCAGCAUCUCAAAGGCAGUACUGGAAUGUGAAGUCUCAAUAUAUGGAUAUUGUGCUUUUCUUCAAAGUGGGAAAAUUUUAUGAACUCUAUGAACUAGAUGCUGAAAUUGGGCAUAAGGAGCUUGAUUGGAAAAUGACCUUUAGUGGUGUGGGAAAAUGUCGACAGGUUGGCAUCUCUGAGAGUGGGGUUGAUGAUGCGGUUCAAAAGUUGAUUGCUCGCGGGUAUAAAGUCGGGCGAAUGGAGCAGUUGGAAACAUCUGAGCAAGCAAAAGCCAGAGGAGGUGCUACUUCUGUAAUCCAAAGAAAAUUAGUUCAGGUACUAACACCAUCAAUCACAACUGAUGGCAACCUUGGGCCUGAUUCUGUUCACCUUCUCGCAAUAAAAGAGGGGAACUGUGAACUUAAUAAUGGUUCAACUGCAUAUGGCUUUGCUUUUGUUGACUGUGCUGCUUUAAAAUUUUGGGUUGGUUCCAUUAGUGAUGAUGCUUCCUGUGCAGCAUUGGGGGCAUUGUUGAUGCAAGUGUCACCUAAGGAAGUAAUAUAUGAAAGUCCAGGGAUGUCCAGAGAAGCUCAAAAGGCACUCAAAAAGUACACACUAACUGGAUCCGCUGCUUCACAACUCACUCCUGUACAGCCAGCUGUUGAUUUUAUAGAUUCUUCUGAAGUUAGAAAUUUUAUUCAGUCAAAAAGAUACUUCAAAGGGUGUAGUGAUACGUACAAUUGUUUUCUUGAUGGCAUUAUGCACCCGGCUCUUGCAUUAUGUGCACUUGGUGGACUCAUUAGUCAUCUAUCCAGGUUGAUGUCAGAUGAUGUUUUACGUAAUGGAGAUCUUCAACCAUACCAAGUCUAUAGGGGUUGCCUCAGAAUUGAUGGGCAGACAUUGGUUAAUCUUGAGAUAUUCAAUAAUAAUGCUGAUGGUGGUCCAUCAGGUACACUCUAUGGUUAUCUUAAUAACUGUAUAACGUCAUCUGGAAAGCGACUUUUAAAGAAAUGGAUCUGUCAUCCACUGAAUGAUGUAGAUAAAAUCAACUGUAGGCUUAAUGUGGUUGAGGAACUCAUGGCACAUUCCGAAGUUAUGCUGCUAGUUGCUCAAUAUCUUCGCAAGCUUCCAGAUUUGGAAAGAUUGCUAGGACGAGUUAAAGCUAGCUUUCAGUCAUAUAAUUUACUUGUACUGCCUUUGAUUGGAGCAAAAGUUCUAAAACAGCGAGUGAAAGCAUUUGGUUCUCUCAUUAAAGGCCUACGUGUUGGAAUGGAUCUAUUGAUACUUCUGCAGAAUGAGAGGCAAAUUAUGUUAUCGUUCUCUAAAGUUCUAAAACUUCCAGCACUAAGUGGUAAUGAUGGGCUUGAUAAAUUCCUUACUCAAUUCGAAGCAGCUGUAGAAAGUGAUUUCCCCAACUACCAGGACCAUAAUGUGAAGGACUCGGAUGAUGAAAUACUCUCAAUUCUGACUGAGUUAUUUAUUGAGAAAGCUCAUGAAUGGGCUGAACUUAUCCAAGCCAUAGAUUGCAUUGAUGUCCUAAGAUCUUUUGCAAUCACUGUACAUUCUGCAUGUGGGGCAAUGUCCAAACCUGUCAUUUUACCUUGCUCUAACUCUUCUAGUUCUAUUUCUUCCCAAAUAACUAGAGGACCCAUUCUUAAAAUCAAAGGGCUAUGGCAUCCUUAUGCCCUUGGCGAUAAUGGAGAGUUGCCUGUUCCAAAUGAUGUAAACCUUGGAGAGGACACAGAUGGUUAUCACCCCCGAACUUUACUGUUGACUGGACCAAAUAUGGGUGGCAAAUCUACUCUUCUACGUGCUACUUGUCUAGCUGUUAUACUGGCGCAGCUAGGCUCUUAUGUGCCCUGUGAGAUGUGUGUUCUUUCACUUGUGGAUAUCAUUUUCACAAGGCUCGGCGCCACUGACCGAAUCAUGACAGGCGAGAGUACCUUCUUUAUUGAGUGCGCAGAAACUGCAUCAGUUCUUCAAAAUGCUACACAAGAUUCUCUGGUUCUUCUUGAUGAAUUAGGGCGAGGAACAAGCACUUUUGAUGGAUAUGCCAUUGCUUAUGCUGUAUUUCGUCAUCUAAUUGAGAAGGUCCACUGUCGAUUAUUGUUUGCUACACAUUAUCACCCACUGACAAAGGAGUUCGCUUGUCACCCUCAUGUUACAUUGCAACACAUGGCCUGCACUUUCAAGUUAAAUUUCGAGACCCCAUCUCAAGGCGCGAAGGAGUUGGUUUUCCUGUACAGGUUAGCCUCUGGAGCAUGCCCGGAGAGCUAUGGAAUGCAAGUGGCACUAAUGGCCGGGAUCCCAAAACAGGUGGUUGAUGCUGCAUCUAGGGCUGGGGAAGCAAUGAAAGAACGGAUUGGAGAAACCUUCAAGUCCAGUGAACAGAGAUCUGAAUUCUCGUCUCUCCACGAAGAGUGGUUGAAGGCCCUCUUGACUAUCUCAGGGACACGAGAACAGAAUGUUGACUGCAUCGAUGCAUUCGACACGUUGUUUUGCUUGUGGCAUGAACUGAGAAGCUCGUAUCAACCUGGCAAAUAAGCUGAAUGUAAGAUUGGAAACGGUGGCAACUGUACUAGAAAUAUUUGACGUAGUUGUAACAUGUUGUCUUUUUGUGGAAGAGAAUCCAACAGGAGCUCCCUUAUUUUGUACAUCUUGCUGUAUAGAAGUGCUUAAUUUAGUAUUUUACAAAUUGUAUGCGAAUGCUAUGUAGCUUACAUUUUCCUUAUAGAUCGGUUUGCUAAAAUAUUUUGAAAAUA